Molecule: messenger RNA, 940 nt
Organism: Drosophila takahashii
Lineage: Eukaryota; Metazoa; Arthropoda; Insecta; Diptera; Drosophilidae
Gene: pre-mod(mdg4)-V
Product: pre-mod(mdg4)-V
Source: RefSeq, a predicted model, not a curated record
UCCCGAUUUGUACCUUCUCCGUUCGCAGAAAGCAGCGUGGCAAUCUACUCGGCAACAUCCCGGGGAAGAAUGCAACUGAUCUACGGCGGUCAGCCGUUCAUCUUCGAGAAAACUCUGAAACUUUCUUCGGGGGAGGAGAAGCGCUUCUGGCGAUGCAACCAAUGGUGGAACCAGAAGUGCCGCUCCCGUGUCUUCACCAUCAACGAUGUCGUCUGUCCGCUUAACCGAUUCCACACGCACGAGGAGAUUGUGCGGCGCAAGAAGCGAGUGCGUCGCGUGCCGCCGGUGGAGACAAUUGCCAAGGUGGUCACCACAACAGCCAGGCAACAGCAGCAGCAGCAGCAGACCCAUCAGCAGCAAGAAAUUCAGCUGACCAGCGAUGCCAUGUUGACCAAUGCUGGAGCAAUCCUCGAGGACGAAUCUCCCGCCACGAUUGAUGUCAGUGAGCUGGGAAUGCACCUGAAGUACGAGGAAAUCGUGGCGGAUGUCACGGGCAUUGUGGGAGCCACGCGAGUGGUCAGCCGUCGGAAGUGAAUUCCGUCUUUUCACGAGAAUGGCUCGAUUUUUUCAAAGGGAAAAAUCGCAGGGUCAGAUUUUACUAUAUAGAAAAUUCGAAGCAUUCUAACUAUAAUUUUUAAACUUGCCACUUCGGAAACUAAGAGCUAGAUACUUUUGUUGAAUUUAAAAAAGGCUUAUUACGACUAUUAACCCAUAUGAAAUAUUUAAAUUUAAAUUUAAGAAUAUUUUAAUAUUAUUUUCCAAGGUUUCACCUUCUUUUAUGUGUCGAACGUUGUCAGACAUUUCUUUCUUUUUUCCCUUCUCUUAAAAAGUCUACUUAUUUAACGCCCUUAAACGGACAAGCUAAGUUAGCGAUUAUGAUUCAGAUUAUAAACACUUAAAUAUAUGUAAAUGUAAUAAAUGUAAGCCCUAAACAGUGCAA